AUGCCUCUCGACGAUGUCCAAGUCGGUGACGUGGUCAACGUCCCCGGUGGAAUGCACGGAACGAUCAAAUAUCUGGGAUCGGUAGCGGGGAAGCCAGGUCGCUUCGCCGGAGUCGAACUGAGUGCGGAACAUGCCCAGCGAGGCAAGAACAGUGGCGAUGUGGACGGCCGCAAGUACUUUGUGACUUCGACUCCAGGCUCGGGCAUCUUCGUCCCCAUGAACAAUAACAAAUACGUGACCAGACGGUCGACCUCGAACUAUUCUACACCGACCACUCCUGCACGCGCAGCACCAGUCAAUUUCAGCAAAUCUGUCGGCCCAGCACUUACUACGCCUCGUCCUCGCGUCCGACGACCGUCCCUCCCUCGUCCGGAGUCUCCCCGCGUCCCCCCUCCGAAAUUGAGCCUAAGCGGCUUGCGUACACCUUCAGCGGCAUCCAAAGCUGGCGGAAUCAAUGGCAUGCGCAGCCCGGUCAAGGCACCGUCCCGCCUGUCUGAUAGGCCUUCAUCGCGAAUCAGCACGGAGGACGACGCAUCAUCAUACGGGAGGCCAUCCGACUUCCGGCAACAGGCUCACUCGUCCGAACUUCAAGAUUUGAAGGAUCAGAUCAAGAGCCUAGAGAAACAGCUUUUGGACCGCGAUAAGCAGUUGGAUGAGCAAUCUGGGACUUUGAACGAGUUCCAAAAGACAUUGGAGGAACUCGAGGGAUCGGACGGCCAUUCGAUCCGUACACAGCUGCGCGAGCGCAACGAGCGAAUUGCCCAAUUGACCGCUGAAUUUGACGGCCACAGAGCUGACUUCAGAAGCACCCUUGAUACAUUGGAGAUUGCCGCAUCCGAGACUGAGCGAGUCUACGAGCAGCGUCUCGAUGAGCUUAUGCAGCAGAACCAACAUUUCCAAGACCGCGGCGAAGAUGUCGAAAUUGUGGCGCAGCAGCUUAAGCAGCUGGAAGAGCUGGUCUCCGAGUUGGAAGAAGGCCUUGAGGAUGCCCGGCGGGGAGAGGCCGAGGCUAGAGCCGAGGUCGAGUUCCUCCGUGGUGAAGUCGAGAGAACCAAGCUGGAGCUGAAAAAGGAGCGUGAUCAUUCGGCUGCGGCGUUGAAAGAUGCAAAGUCUACAUCAGACAGUCCACGAAACAGCAGCGAAUUGGACCAGAAGGAUGAUGAGAUUCGCGGUCUCAAAGCUAUCAUUCAUUCUCUCAGCCGGGGGAACCCAAAUGCAGCAAGCUUGAAACAGAAUGGCUCGGCCGAUGAUCAUAACUCGGAGCAUCUCUCUGAGCUAGAGCAGCGAAUCCAAGAGGUCGAAGAGACCGUUAGCCGGAAGGAUAACCGCAUUGAGGAGCUUGAGCGUGAAUUGAAAGAAAUGCAACUGGACUCUCGGGGUGGUCGUAACCGCAGCUCUACUGUCACACUUUCGCCCAAGCAUCACAGACCCUCCCACUCCUCGAGCAACAUCUCCAACAACUCAAACGGCCUGAACCAAGCCCACCGUCUCUCUGACCGCACCGUUGUCCCGACUGACUGGCACGAUGCACCCUCCGAGCCUCGCCAUCACCGGGGAGCCUCCAACUCAUCCGAACAACGACUCGAGACAAUGCAUGAAUCCGAACGCGGCUCCGACGAGGACACGAUGUGGUGUGAAAUCUGCGAAACAGGCGGCCACGACAUCCUAAACUGUACCAGCAUGUUCGGCUCCGGACAGAACAACGAGCAGGCCAAGAAACCGGUCGAGGCCGAGGAGCCCUCUCCCAACCACAACUCGGACAACUAUGCAGAUGCCAUCCCUUCACAGAAGACAGGACGGGAUGUCGUCCUAGAAGGACUCAAGGGUAUCGGCGGACUGGGCAACUCCAUGGACCCAAUUGCUGGCAAGUCCACUGGUGUCAUUGACGAGUCGAAGUGGUGUGCGCUGUGCGAGCGAGAUGGCCAUGAGAGCAUCGACUGUCCAUUUGAUGAAUAA
Messenger RNA from Penicillium canescens, 1956 nucleotides. RefSeq names its product CAP-Gly domain containing linker protein BIK1. The transcript has a single exon. Lineage: Eukaryota; Fungi; Ascomycota; Eurotiomycetes; Eurotiales; Aspergillaceae. The record is from RefSeq and is a predicted model, not a curated record. Bases 1 to 1956 code for a protein of 651 amino acids.